Messenger RNA from Acanthosepion pharaonis, 741 nucleotides. NCBI's taxonomy places the organism in Eukaryota, Metazoa, Mollusca, Cephalopoda, Sepiida, Sepiidae. The record is from the annotation of a GenBank genome assembly.
AUGCCUCCACCGAUGGCAGCCUUCAGAGAAUCGACCGAGUUGUGGGCGGGCUUAUUGGUCAUGGACUCGUUCACGCCCCAGAUUAAAAGUUAUUGCAGUCGGGUGAGGAGGACGCCAAAAUCCGGGCUUCACCACUCUCCUCAGCACCACCUGGUAGAUCUCAGCGGUGAUUCUCAGGCCCUUUUGAAAGAAGAACGGAAGCAUGACGUCCCCCUCGCUGGAGAUGUCGCCAAGGACCAUGGCAGAAGAAAACUCCGUAUGCUUCACGGCGGGAACCUCAUCCAUGUCUUUGCAGAUCGACCUAUCGUUCUUCCUGUCGUCUGGUACUGGAUGAUAUUCUUUUCAUUAGAGAAGAACCUCAGCAUCCCGGCGGACCCGUGCUUGAGCUCGUUCAGCAAAACCGCCGCCUUGACCUCCCUCGACAACUUGCAGGCAUUCGUAAUGAGCAUGCGCAGAUCGUCGACUUGUGACAGCCCAUGUCAGCGGCGAUCUUGGCGGAGCUCCGGCUUCUGUCUCCUUGACGGCGGCGACGAUCUCGUCGGUCUUAACAGAACGAACGUAGUGGGCCUUUCGUUUGGCAGUAAACUCGUCCAUGUGCUCACACGCCUUCCACUUCCUCCAAAUGUCCAUGACCAUGGUCCUCUUGAACCCAAACAAGGCCAUCACUUCCGCAGGCUACUUCCCGGCGCGAAAAGCUACUACCGCUGCUCUGCGUUCAUAUUCAAUCCUGGAGUUGGAUAG